Tachysurus vachellii is the source of this 2256-nucleotide messenger RNA. It is a transcript of the gene gcdhb, whose product is annotated as glutaryl-CoA dehydrogenase b. Gene Ontology annotation, biological process: fatty acid beta-oxidation using acyl-CoA dehydrogenase; fatty-acyl-CoA biosynthetic process. Gene Ontology annotation, molecular function: flavin adenine dinucleotide binding; glutaryl-CoA dehydrogenase activity; fatty-acyl-CoA binding. Gene Ontology annotation, cellular component: mitochondrial inner membrane. The transcript is spliced from 12 exons. The record is from RefSeq and is a predicted model, not a curated record. NCBI's taxonomy places the organism in Eukaryota, Metazoa, Chordata, Actinopteri, Siluriformes, Bagridae. Bases 272 to 1630 code for a protein of 452 amino acids.
UAACAUGAUGUGCCACCAAACCAGUUGCUGAAGAGACCGUGUUUGAACUGAUCGCAUGUUUGAUCAAACUCACGAUCUUUAACCCCUCAAAAUAAGACAAUUAUUACGCCGAGCGCUAGUGCUCAUUUUCGAAACCUUGACCCUUUCAAGAUGGCCGACUCAACGUGCCGUGUGACCUCACUUUGACCCAACUGACGCAAUUUGCCCCGGCUGUCGUCUGUCGAACGUCGGUUGAACCACUUCUGGGUCUGGUUUCGAGAGCUUAAGAGAGAUGUCCACUAUGGCAUUAAGAAGAGUGUGGUCUUGUCUACUUGGCAAGCCACAGAGAUGUGUGUUUACGUCAGGUUUAAGAGCCCAGGGAACUGUAGCACAGGCUCAGAGAGGUGAGAGUGCAACUGGACUAGAGGCAGAGAAAGGUGCAGAGAAGAAGAAAGUCAAAGCAGCAAAAAUACAGUUUAACUGGCGUGACGCCCUCAGCCUGGAGGGUCUGCUGACGGAGGAGGAGAUUAUGAUCCGAGACACCUUCCACACCUACUGUCAAGAGAAGCUCAUGCCACGCAUCCUGACGGCCAACAGAAAUGAGGUUUUCCAUCGUGAGAUUUUGAAUGAGAUGGGUGAGCUAGGAGUUCUGGGCCCAACCAUUAAAGGUUAUGGCUGUGCCGGAACCAGUUAUGUUGCGUAUGGGCUGAUUGCACGUGAGGUGGAGAGAGUGGACAGCGGGUACCGCUCGGUGAUGAGUGUGCAGUCCUCUCUGGUCAUGCACCCAAUCAAUGCCUAUGGCACGGAGGAGCAGAAGGAGAAAUAUCUGCCCAAGCUGGCAAAAGGAGUGAUUUUGGGCUGCUUCGGCCUGACUGAGCCGAACCAUGGCAGUGACCCUGGCAGCAUGGAGACCAGAGCCAAGUAUAACGCUUCCAGUCGCACUUUCACCCUCACGGGGUCCAAAACAUGGAUCACAAACUCUCCUGUGGCUGAUAUCUGUGUGGUGUGGGCCAAGUGUGACGAUGAUAAAAUACGUGGUUUUAUACUGGAGCGGGGCAUGAAAGGUCUCAGCACCCCCAAAAUCGAGGGCAAGUUCUCGCUGCGUGCCUCCUCCACCGGUAUGAUCGUCAUGGAUGAUGUGGAGGUGCCUGAAGAGAACCUGCUGCCCAAUGUGUCUGGACUCGGGGGUCCGUUUGGCUGCUUAAACAACGCUCGCUAUGGGAUCGCCUGGGGAGCGCUAGGAGCAGCAGAGUUCUGCUUCCAUGCCGCACGUCAGUACACAAUGGACAGGAUCCAGUUUGGGGUGCCACUGGCCAGAAACCAGCUGAUACAGAAGAAGAUGGCAGACAUGCUAACAGAGAUUACACUCGGCCUGCAGUCCUGUCUGCAACUGGGCAGGCUCAUCGAUCAGAAGAAAGCAAGUCCAGAGAUGAUCUCCAUGCUUAAGAGGAAUAGCUGUGGCAAGGCCUUGGACAUCGCCAGACAAGCACGGGACAUGCUGGGUGGCAACGGUAUCGCUGACGAAUACCACAUCAUCCGCCAUGUCAUGAAUUUAGAGGCUGUCAACACGUACGAAGGUACUCAUGAUAUCCAUGCUCUGAUCCUGGGCAGAGCCAUCACAGGCCUGCAGGCAUUUACUGUGGAGAAGUAAAGCACUAUUCCGUUGUCCAAAACAGCAAAGCACUUGUACUACACAGAAUGCUGCUGAGUUGUCUAUUUGUCUUUGACAGGAAUGUUAUCUUUAGUUCAUCUUGAGAAGACAUUUAAAAGUAUCUUCAGAAGACAUUUAAAAGUAUUUUUGUACUCUGAACAGAAAUCAGUGACCCCUUGGUUUUGUAUAUAAAUUAUGUCAAUUUAAAAGUCAUGAUCUUUCUCAAUGCACAGUAAAUUAGUAACAGUAUGUUUUAGAAACACGUUAAAUUCUGUAAGAAUAGAAAAAACUAAAUCCAGCAAAUGUAAGCUAGAGUGUGCAAUUGUUUUUUGUUGCUGUAUUAGGAUACAGAUGUUAAAAAUAAGCAUAUAUGAGUUAGUCAGGCACAGAUAAAAAUGUUUAUAUUUUUAAAUUGCUGUAAAUGUUAACUAUUAAAUGCAAUGCAGCUCACUUCUGAAUUGGAUUAUAAAAUCACAUGAAAGCAGAAAUGGUGAUAAUAUUAAAUAUAGUUGUUUGUAAGGAGGAAAUGAAACUACUACAUCUACCUUUAGAUAUGCAUGGUCUGUGUAAGCUGGCCUGACAAGUGGCAUUUACUUGCUAUGACAAUAAACUGACUUUUGUGUUCA